UUCUUAUCCUCUCUGCUCCUGUCGACCAUGCCCUAAUCUUCUCCUCUUUCCUCUCCUUCUCCCUGUCCCGCUUCACUGGCCAGACGUCGUGCUCACAGUCAUGGACGGUCUGAUGCCGUGCGCAUCGCUUUGUCUGUCGCAUAGAACCUCUCUUGGCCAGAAACGCCUCUCCACUGGCCAGUCCAUGCGCGAUGACCACUUGCCGUCCAGAGCAGAAGAGCCUGGAGCAUUCAACGAGUAA
This is a messenger RNA of Protopolystoma xenopodis, 241 nucleotides long. NCBI's taxonomy places the organism in Eukaryota, Metazoa, Platyhelminthes, Monogenea, Polystomatidea, Polystomatidae. The record is from the annotation of a GenBank genome assembly.